Cooperia oncophora is the source of this 390-nucleotide messenger RNA. NCBI's taxonomy places the organism in Eukaryota, Metazoa, Nematoda, Chromadorea, Rhabditida, Trichostrongylidae. The record is from the annotation of a GenBank genome assembly.
AUGAAUCGACAGUAUACUUGCCGAAGAGCGAACGGCCUCUGCCAGAUCUCCAAAGAUGAACGAUAUCUUUGCCGACUUUGUCGCUACAACAAAUGUCUCGCACUUGGCAUGACUGCUGACAGUAUUCGUCCAGCAUCGAUAACGAUAGACUACGAGCCUCAAGGUGGUUCUUCCCAGGAAACUCCUCUCUCGUAUGAGGCACCUCCUCGCCCAGACACUGUCCUAUUGCAAUCCCAUCAAGAUUCUGGUAUCCACAAUAACUUCAAACCUGAUGCAAAUGUUCCAAAUGAGCCACUCAUGCGAAUGCAUCACGCUUUGCUACGUCAUAGAAGAGGCCAGCGGUGUGCAGCUGAUCCUGAAGUAAACGAGCUUCGCGUCCAAUCUUGUUAA